AUGGAGGUAGAGGGGGAGGAUAUGGUGGUGAUGAUUGAUGAUGAAGACAGCUGGGACAUGGACACCAAUAUCCUCGACACGCCCGAGCACACGGCGGAAAACGAUUUGCUGAAGAUUGCAGGAGAGAUCCAUGUGUAUACGUAUGGGUACUCUAUGGACACAUGA
Molecule: messenger RNA, 165 nt
Organism: Sphaeroforma arctica JP610
Lineage: Eukaryota; Ichthyosporea; Ichthyophonida
Exons: 2
Coding region: 1-165 (54 amino acids)
Source: RefSeq, a predicted model, not a curated record